Molecule: messenger RNA, 4674 nt
Organism: Gloeophyllum trabeum ATCC 11539
Lineage: Eukaryota; Fungi; Basidiomycota; Agaricomycetes; Gloeophyllales; Gloeophyllaceae
Gene: pks-nrps1
Product: polyketide synthetase
Exons: 16
Biological process (GO): amino acid activation for nonribosomal peptide biosynthetic process; secondary metabolite biosynthetic process; fatty acid biosynthetic process
Cellular component (GO): cytoplasm
Molecular function (GO): 3-oxoacyl-[acyl-carrier-protein] synthase activity; phosphopantetheine binding
Source: RefSeq, a predicted model, not a curated record
AUGCAGUUCAUCACCGGUCCAAAGCUCAAUGGUGCGGCUGCUUCGACGGGAGCGCUGUCUCCAGAAGUCAUCGCCGUCUAUCCGAUGACGAAGGCGCAAGAGAGCCUUUGGCUCGCCUACUCAAUGGCGCCUAACCAUACGCUAUACAACCUCAGUCUUAAGUUUGUAUUCAACCAGACUGAGGCUGCAUCUGACGGUUCUAUAGCGAUCCGCGACUUGACGCGUCGUCAUGCCAUCUUAAGGUCCACGUUCCACGGUGCAAACCAGUCGCAGGCCCGUCCCUUCGUAGCUGAACACAAUCCGGACACUGCGACAGCGUCAUUCCGGAUUGUACCUAAACCGCGCGAUGCUCGUGGUGAAGCCAAGGUCCUUGGUUUGCUCCGGACCGCUGUGAACCUGUCGCAGGAAUUUGCCAGCCGCUGGCUAGCAGUCGUCUCGGACCGUGAGAUCGAACUGUACUUGGUCGCGCACCACAUCGCGCUUGAUGGAACGAGCAUGAGCUCCAUCUCUGCGGAGCUAUUCAAGUUGCUUUCAGGCUCCCCGGCAACGCCUGCAGAGCAGCCGUUCUGUCAGGCGCAUAUGUAUGAGGUGAUUACUUACAUUGUACGGCGAUUUUCCAGCCGGCGAAUACUAACACCCUUCAAGGCAGCGUUCUCCGCUUCCCCGGAAUAUCAGGCGGCGGAAAGGUUCUGGCUAGACCAGGUCAUGCACGUACGACCAUACAAAUGGAUAACCAACCCUUCCAGUCGUCCGGCCCCAAGCAAGAGCUACCGGGAGAUCCAAACUUGGUUUGAUUUCUCGAAGGAUGAUCUUGCAGCUUGGGGUAGCAAGUACCGUACAUCCUGGUUCCGCGUAGCAGUCGCUAUGGUCGGGCUUCUUACUCGCGCCCACACAGAACCAGAUUAUGGAGCGGAUCAAACAGUUACUGUCGCUUUCGGCGGCCGGCCGGCCGGUCUGGAGAAGUCCAUCGGCCACUUUGCGAAUGCCAUGCCGAUCCGCAUUCCUUUUACGGAAGCUUCCCGGAAGACGUCCGGCGCUGCACAGGUAUCCUUUGAUAACCUGGUGAAGCUUGUGUCGAAGCAGAUAUCCACUGCGAAGAAGCACGAACGUUAUUCGAUUCUUGAUCUCUCUCGUGCGAGAGCUUCGCGUGGGCUGGAGACUCCCCGGGCUCAAGUUGCCGUAACACUCUCUCCCAAGCUCUCCCACAAGGAAUGUACCUUGUACCCAGUUGAAGGUCCUUAUGACCUGUUCUUCUGUUUCCUCGAAGGGGACGACAACGUUACACUCGGGGUUAUUUAUGACCCGAUAAUCUUCUCGACCGCUGAUGUGGCACGGCUCAAGGACGAGUUUUCGUCACUACGUGAGCGGUCCAUGACUGACCCAAGUUUCGGCGUAUCCGGAAUUUCUGGCGUCCAAAGUCAUCUCCCGCGUUUACUUCCGGAACUCGACUUGUCCAACGUGGAUGAGAUCAGCGCUGCGCGCUUCCACGCGUGGUUUGAGCAGCAAGCUCUCGCUCACCCUAACCUCGUCGCACUGCACUCUGCGGAGCGUAAUCUCUCCGUGACGUAUAAGGAACUCAAUGAGAGAUCCAAUCGCCUGGGGCAUUAUCUUCGUGAGAUAGGCAUUAGUCGCGGAAGCUUGGUGCUUCUGUACCUUGAGCAUGGCCCUGCCGUUAUGGAAUGGAUAAUCGCCGUUUUGAAGGCCGGCGCAGCAUACGCUGUCGCAGAUCAGAGUAACCCCCCGGAGCGCAUCCGCUCUAUCGUCUCAGUUGCUGAGCCUGUACUGGUUAUUCACGACCAGAAGGGCGAAGCUAUCCGCGAGAUUAUACAGGAGUCUCCGGUUAAGACGCUUGAUAUAAGGACCGUCCAGAUCGAAAAAUUCUCCUCAGAGUCUUUAGAGGAAGUCACGCAGAACACCGAUCUAGCGUACAUCGUCUUCACUUCUGGCAGUACAGGUCAACCGAAGGGAGUCGAGAUUGAACAUCGAAAUCUGUCCCACUUCGUCGCGAAUGCGUUUACCUCGAACUACACCACCAUCGGUCCUGGUACCCGAGUUCUCCAGCUCGCGACCUUCGCAUUUGACGCUGCAGUGCUCGAAUGGUCCCAGUGCCUCUCCCUCGGCGGCACGCUUUGUUUCGCCGAUGUGCCGAAGGCGCUAGUAGGAGAUUAUCUCGCAGAUGUCAUCGACCUGAACGAGGUAUCGUUCAUGCACCUCACACCGAGCGUUCUCGCUACCCUUCCAACCUCAAGACCGCUCCCUUCGUUGCGCCAGAUCUCCGUUGGAGGUGAAAUGGUGCCGGAUAAUCUUAUCAAGAAGUGGCGAUCGCGGGUCCAGGUAGUCAAUGCCUAUGGACCAACCGAGUGCACUGUCGUGAUGGCUCAUCAACCACAGCCGAUCGCAUCGGACGCCCCACAACCAGCCGCAAACAUCAUUGGCGCAGCACACCAACACAUGAAGUUCUACGUCAGCAACGAUGCCUUUACUCGCCUAUUGCCAGCUGGAGAGGUAGGAGAGGUAUGCAUCGGAGGUCCGCAGGUUGGAAGAGGGUAUAAGAGUCGGCCGGAUUUGACGGAGAACCGUUUCGCAGUACAUCCUGAGCUUGGGGCUAGGUUGUACCGCACAGGGGACAGAGGCAAGUUGCUGGGUGACGGCUCAGUGUUCCUUGUCGGACGGAUAGAUCGGGAGGUCAAAGUACGAGGUGAUAUCGAGCUAGACGACGUAGAGCGAACUAUUACCGACGUUAUGCCGGAGGUAACGGCAGUGUCAGUACAGCCCGACUCGUCGAGCACUUCGCUUUGGGCGUUCGUUUCGCCGGACGACAUUGACGGAGAUGUCCUGAGGAACCGUCUGACGGAGCGAUUACCAGCGUACAUGGUACCCUCCACCGUCUACGCUCUACCCCAGCUUCCCCUCAAUAUGAACGGCAAAGUCGACCACAAAUCCAUCGCUGCCAAUAUGGAAUCGUUGAUCGUUGAAGCUACGACAUCUGGUAGUUCAUCUUCGGCGACGCCAUCACUUGUCUCAUCGGGCUCUACAACUUGUCGGUCGCCUUCUACAUCGUCGUGUUCCGAUUCCAGGUCCGCUUCGCCUGCUAUCACGUCUGCUGUUACUCGGAUAUGGCAAGAUAUCUUGGGUACGAAGGGACUCAUCACCACCAGUGAUAAUUUCUUUGACCUGGGGGGUAAUAGCCUUAGCGCCAAUAAAUUAGCUACUCAACUUCGCUCGGAGUUCUCCUCCAGUAACAUCACCGUUCUGGAUAUCUUUUCGUCGCCGACCAUACAAGGCCAAGUCGACUUACUCUGUGGAAGCGAACUGGACUCUUAUGUACAGAGCAAGUUGGAUUCGCUGGGUCGUGGUCGGACGAAGAGCCCUGCAAAAAUCGUAGAUUCGCAGGGCCGCAGUUCUCCCUCCACGAUCCCUUCCGGUGGUCGCAAAUCGGAGAUUGCAAUUGUCGGCAUUUCAGGCCGCUUCCCGGGUGCGUCGAACCCCGACGAGCUCUAUCGGCUCUUCAGGGACAGAAAGGAAGGUAUAAGCGAACUCGAAGGGUCAUCUGGAGUAUUACCCUUCCCCGGCGCGAUCUAUGUACCGAGGCGGGGCGCGAUCAAGGACGUGGAGUACUUUGACCCUGCCGCUUGGGGUCUGAAAGAAGAUGAAGCUAGAAAUAUGGACCCACAGCAACGCCUUUUCAUGGAGUCGACACUACGAGCGUUGCAAGACGCGAACCGUGUACCAUCCAUCCAAGGUACCAACAACAUAGGUCUUUUUGUUGGCGCGGCUCGCGACACUUGGCAAGAUGCCACGGAAACGGUGUACGGAGACGAGUUCUAUCGCACGCACCGCGCAGACUUGACGCCCUCCAUAUCUGCGCGUACCGCGUACCAUCUCAAUUUACAAGGUCCCAACGUGACUCUUAACACUGCUUGCUCGAGUGGGAUGGUUGCUCUUUCCGUGGCUGUGGACCAGUUAAGAGCGGGCAGAUGUGAUAUGGCCGUUGCUGGUGCUGUCGCGAUUGCCUUCCCUCAGGAGGGAUACGUCACCGCCGAAUCUCAAAUAUUCUCGCCCUCCGGUCAUUGCAGACCAUUCGACCACAGAGCAGAUGGCACUCUUCCUGCAGACGGUGUUUGUGCACUAGUCCUUCGCCCCCUCGACGAUGCGGUUCGAGACGGGGACAAGAUCUACUCCGUCAUAUCCGGUAUCGCGACAGGGUCGGACGGACGGCUAGAUAAAGCUGGGGUCACGGCUCCCAGCCCGCGAGGCCAAGCUGACACCAUUGAACGUGCUUGGAAAGACGCAGGGAUUCCAAUGUCGAAAGCGGUCUAUGCUGAGUUGCAUGGCAGUGGCACUCCUAUCGGCGAUGCUCUAGAGCUCGAAGGUUUUCAAAUGGCCCGUUCAAGACUUGGCGCUGCGAACAACCGCUGCACGGUUGGGUCGAAUAAAGGGAAUCUCGGGAACUGUGAAGCUGCUUCAGGACUGGUAUCUGUCAUCAAGAUGUGCAAGUCGAUGCAGUACGGUGUCAUACCUCCUGUUCAGUCUCUGGAACGUGUCAAUCCUCUCAUCAAUCCGUCGCUUCCGUUCGACAUAGCUCAAACGGAUCUUCCGUUGUCUGACGAUGCCGUCGUCUGCGUCUCAAGUACUGGGCUGGGUGGAGUCAACGCUCACUGUGUGCUGCGAUCC